AUGUUCCCGGCCGUCUCCUCUCCGCGGACCCCGGGGCCGGGUGCCCGGAGGGGCCCGCUGGGCGGAGUCGGGCCGGGCUCCACGCCGCGGGCGGCCGGCAGGAAGGGUCUGUCGCUGGGGUCGGCGGGCGGCUCCCCCGCGCUCUUCUCUCCGGUCGGCCGGCACAGCUCGCUGGGCUCGCGAGGAACACCCACACGAAUGUUCCCACAUCACUCCAUAACCGAGACCAUGAACUACGACGUGAAGACGUUUGGAUCGUCUCUCCCCGUCAAGGUCAUGGAAGUCCUGACAUUGGCUGAAGAUGAUGACCUGCUGACCGUUCGCAUAGAUGAAGGUGGAUGGGCUUGUCUGGUCUGCAAAGACAAGCUCAUUGUCUGGAAGAUUGCUCUGUCGCCCAUUUCUAAGCUGUCUGUUUGCAAAGAGCUCCAGCUGCCACCCAGUGAUUGCCAGCAGAGCGCUGACCUGGUGGCUCUCUCUUACUCGGCUCCCUCGGGUGAAGUGCAUUCUACUCAGUCUGUCGCUGUCAUGGCGGCCACCAGAGAGGGCUCCGUUCGCUAUUGGCCAAGCCUUGCUCAUGAAGAUGCCUACACGGAGACUUACGUAGACUCGGGAGGUGAUAAGACUUACAAUUUCCUAACAGCGGUGCAGGGAGGAAGCUUUGUUUUGGCCUCCUCGGGAAGCCAGCUGGUUCGCCUGACGCCGGAGAACCUGGGAAAGGUUCAUCAGCGGGCCCUGCCCCAAGGCCAAGGCGUGCUCUCAGGCAUCGGGCGGAAGGUCUCUUCUCUUCUGGGGAUUUUAUCCCCGAGCAGCGAUCUCGUGCUCUCCAGCGUGCUGUGGGACAGCGAGAGGUCAAGCUUGUACAGUCUGACCAGUGCAAGCAUCAGUAAGUGGGAGCUGGAUGACUCGUCAGAGAAGCAGGUGCACAGCUGGGACGUGAACAGGACCCUGAAGGAGAACAUCACCGAUGCCAUUUGGGGAUCGGAAAGCAACUACGAAGCUAUUAAAGAGGGGGUCAGCGUUCGGUAUUUGGAUUUGAAGCAAAAUUGUGACGGGCUGGUGGUGCUGGCAGCCGCCUGGCACCCCUCAGACAGCCCAUGCCUCGUCUAUUACUCGCUGGUGACGGUGGAAGAUAACGGCUACCAGAUGUCAGAUGCGGUCACAGUAGAAGUCACUCAGUACAAUCCACCCUUUCAGUCUGAAGCGUCGGCUAUGUGUCGGCUGAUGGUCCCGGACUUCUCCAGCCAGACUGCCUACCUGUACAGCGACAGCGCCGUCUUCGUGUGCUCCACCGGCACCGGCAAGUUCUCUCCUCCGAAGGAGAAGAUUGUCUUCAACACACAAGGGGACAGUAUUUUGGGAGCCGGUUCCUGUGGUGGUGUCCCGAUCCUGUUUUCUAGAAACAGUGGGCUGGUGGCUGUUACUCCCAGGGAAAACGUGUCCAUGUUAGCGGAAGACCUGGAAGAAUCUCUAGCUUCUUCCGUCGCUGGGCCGAGCAAUGAGAGUAUGGUUUUAGAGAUCUCUACAAAGAACGAAACCAUAGCCCAGGAGGAUAAAACCAGAUUGCUGAAAGCCGCUUUUCUGCAGUACUGCAGAAAAGACCUGGGUCACGCUCAGAUGAUGGUCGACGAGCUGUUUUCCUCCGAUCUGGACUCGGACAGCGAGCUGGACAAGGCGGUGGCCCAGAUCAGCGUGGACCUGGUGGACGACUAUCCCGCCUCGGACCCGCGCUGGGCAGAGUCUGUCCCCGAAGAAGCUCCCGGGUUCAGCAACAGCUCGCUGAUCAUCCUUCACCAGCUGGAGGACAAGAUGAAGGCACACUCUUUCCUCGUGGACUUCAUUCACCAGGUCGGCCUGUUCGGGCGCCUGCGCACGUCCCCGGUGAGGGGGGCACCCAUGGCAACGUGGCGGCUGCUCUGUGAGCACGCGGAGAAGCUGUCGGCCGCCAUCGUCCUCAAGAACCACCACUCGCGGCUGCCGGAGCUGGUGAACACGGCCAUCCUGAUGGCUCUGCACAGGCGGGACUGCGCCGUCCCGGCCAGCCUGACCCCCGCGGACAUCUUCUUCAGGGAGGUGUCGCAGGUAGACACCAUCUGUGAGUGUCUGCUGGAACAUGAGGAGCAAGUCUUAAAGGAGACGUCUUUGGAAUCCGUCGAAUGGGCUGAGGUGGUGAUCAGCGUGAACAAUAUUCUCAAGGACAUGCUGCAAGCUGCUAGCCAUUAUCGGCAAAACAGAAACUCCUUGUACAGGAGGGAAGAGCCCCUGGAAAAAGAGCCGGAAUAUAUUCCGUGGACAGCAACAAGUGGCCCCGCUGGUGUGCGAACAGCAAUAAUGCGCCAGCACGGGAUCGUCCUGAAAAUGGUUUACCCGCAGGCGGACAGCAACCUCCGGAACAUUCUCACGGAGCAGCUGGUCGCACUGAUCGACUGCUUCCUGGAUGGCUAUACCUGUCAGCUGAAGUCUCUGGACAGAUCCAGGGAUCAGGAAAGAUAUAACAACCUGGAGACCGAAUACGUGCAGAAGAGGUCGGAGCUCUUGUCUCCGCUGCUCACUCUGGGCCAGUACUCCUGGGCUGCUUCGUUAGCAGAGAAAUACUGUGACUUUGAUAUCUUGGUGCAAAUGUGUGAGCAGACGGACAACCAGACCAGGCUCCAGCGCUACAUGACCCAGUUUGCCGACCAGAAUUUUUCAGAUUUCCUCUUCCGGUGGUAUCUGGAGAAAGGAAAAAGGGGCAAGUUACUGUCUCAGCCCAUUGCUCAGCACGGACAGUUGGCAGAUUUCUUGCAAGCUCAUGAGCAUCUCAGCUGGUUACACGAAAUUAAUAGCCAAGAAUUAGAAAAGGCUCAUGUAACACUUCUGGGUCUGGCAAACAUGGAAACGCGUUACUUUGCAAAGAAAAAAACCCUUCUCGGCUUGAGUAAAUUGGCUGCAUUAGCUUCAGAUUUUUCAGAAGAUUUACUGCAAGAAAAAAUUGAAGACAUGGCCGAGCAGGAGCGCUUCCUGCUGCACCAGGAGACGCUGCCCGAGCCGCUGCUGGCGGAGAAGGAGCUGAGCCUCAGCGCCAUGCCCGUGCUGACCGCGCCGCAGCUCAUCCGCCUCUACGUCUGUGAGGAGAACAGAAGAGCUAAUGAGUACGAUUUCAAGAAGGCUCUGGACCUGCUGGAGUAUAUCGAUGAGGAGGAAGAUAUAGAUAUAGACCAUCUGAAACUGGAAAUCCUUUGCAAAGCUCUUCAGAGAGAUAACUGGUCCAGCUCAGACGGUAAAGAUGAUCCAAUUGAAGUAUCGAAAGACAGCAUAUUUGUGAAAAUCUUACAGAAACUUCUAAAAGAUGGCAUUCAGCUCAGCCAGUACCUGCCAGACGUAAAUGACCUACUUCAAGCCGAGCAGCUCGGGGCCCUGAAGGCCAGUCCCUACUUCGCGUUCGUUUUGAAAGCAAAUUACGAAUACUACGUCCAUGGACAGGGCUGA
Pipistrellus nathusii (Nathusius's pipistrelle) is the source of this 3465-nucleotide messenger RNA. The record is from the annotation of a GenBank genome assembly. Lineage: Eukaryota; Metazoa; Chordata; Mammalia; Chiroptera; Vespertilionidae.